Messenger RNA from Rubroshorea leprosula, 1699 nucleotides. The record is from the annotation of a GenBank genome assembly. NCBI's taxonomy places the organism in Eukaryota, Viridiplantae, Streptophyta, Magnoliopsida, Malvales, Dipterocarpaceae.
AAUUUUCAAUUCCUCGUGAGCACAGCUAACGCUUUCCAUAAAAGCUCUGCUUUCACACCUGAAUAUUUUCCUUGUUUAAGUCACCGCUGGUUCUGAUUCUCCGUCUUGCUCUUCCAUCUGUUUUUCUUUCUUCAUUUUCUUCUUGAGGAGUGAGGAAAGUGGAGGUCUGUGUUCAUGGGGUGUUGCUUUAGUGUUAAUAAAAUCAAAGCUGAGAGUCCUCUGCACCAUGGAGCGAUUUCAAAGAACAGUAGCAUGGAUGGGAAUUAUCUGAGUUGUUCAAGCAGCAACCUUUUAUCCGUCCCAGUGCCUCGUCGGACAGAGGGUGAGAUCUUACAGUCCUCUAAUUUGAAGAGCUUCACCUUUAAUGAACUGAGAACAGCCACCAGGAACUUCCGACCAGAUAGUGUUUUGGGUGAAGGUGGUUUUGGUUGUGUCUUUAAGGGUUGGAUUGAUGAGCAUUCCUUUGCACCUUCCAAGCCAGGGACUGGGAUGGUUAUUGCCGUGAAGAAGCUUAACCAAGAAGGUUUUCAGGGCCAUCAGGAAUGGCUGGCGGAAAUCAACUACCUGAGUCAACUGUAUCAUCCUAAUCUUGUGAAACUGAUUGGUUACUGCUUGGAGGAUGAACACCGGCUUCUGGUUUAUGAAUUUAUGCCCAAAGGCAGCUUGGAGAAUCAUCUGUUUAGAAGGAAUGCUUAUGUUCAACCUCUUUCUUGGAAUGUCCGGAUUAAGAUUGCUCUUGGUGCUGCAAAGGGCGUAGCAUUUCUUCAUAGUGACCAAGCAAAAGUUAUCUAUAGAGACUUGAAAGCCUCAAAUGUUUUGCUUGAUUCGAACUAUAAUGCAAAACUAUCUGACUUUGGCUUGGCCAAGGAUGGGCCAACAGGCGAUAAAAGCCAUGUUUCUACAAGGGUCAUGGGUACCUAUGGCUACGCUGCUCCUGAAUAUAUGGCAACAGGUCAUUUAACUGCCAGAAGUGAUGUAUACAGUUUUGGGGUGGUUCUUCUUGAAAUGUUAACUGGGAAGCGAGCAUAUGACAAGAACAGACCAUCGAGAGAACAGAAUUUGGUUGAUUGGGCCAAGCCUUACCUUAAAAGCAAACGCAAAAGUCUCCAAAUUAUGGAUGCUCGUAUUGAAGGCCAAUACUCGCUUGAUGCAGCAAAGAUAGCUGCUAUGGUUGCACUUCAAUGUCUAUCAACAGAACCUAAGCUCAGGCCAAGCAUGAACACGGUAGUGAAAGCACUAGAGCAACUUCAUGAUCUGGAGUCUGAUGUUGACAAUGCAGCCACCCAAACUUCUGAUCAUAGUUCAAGGAAUGAUGCUCGAGGCAACACUGUUAAUGGUAUUUCUGAUGGAAAGGGUCCUCCAGGGAACACUGCCAAUGGUACUUCUCAUUGAAGAUCUCCCUCUUCUACUGGCCCAUCUGCGUCUUUCUGUACUUCAUGAAUGAGGAAAAUGCAUGAUACAUGGGAGUUACUCUUUUUGCACAGAUGUAAUAUGAAUGGAUAUCAUACUAUUGAAAUUGAACUCUAGGCAUUGUAUGCCGGCUAUUGAUCAUUUGUACAGUUCAUCAAUUUUAUGAUAUCUGAGUUUAUUAUUUUCAUUCAUCCUUCUAGCAUACCCCCAGAACUGUAUUUUCACUCAUCCUUUGAGCAUACCCCCAGAACUGAGAUUUUGUGAUGUAAGAUAAAAUAUUUAUUUAUUU